CAGCAGCAGGGUUUAUUAUGUAGUUAGUGAAACUGCAGCAGAGCAGUGUCAAUGUAAUCUAGCUACCUGGCUUGUUUGUAUUAAAUUAGUUUUUUUUUUGGACGGGGUGUCCCUUUAAGAGCCUCUCUGGCUGUGUCCGUUCGCCUUUUUUAGCCAGGUGCCUAAUUACGCACGGAGCUCCCGGCGGCCGCUCUGCUGCCCGGCCUCCCCCUGCCUGCUAGCGCUCAGUGGUUCGCUCCAGUCGGCGCUCUGCUGCUGUUCAUCACCGCCCCACUGGCCGGCGCGCAGUCGGAGCUUCAGCCCGGUUACCGAGCGCACACUGAGCCUCUCCGCCUGCCCGCUCUUCUCCUCUCGCUUCAGCCUCUUUGAGCGUUUUUGCCUCCUCCCUUGGUAGGUUCCAUUCCAGAGGCCUGUACUACGAAGCAAGUUCAACAAACCAAGGAUAUCUUUUCGUCAUCUGGCUUCACCAACCCAACAACCGCGAUCUCGCAAAGCGGUCACACAACGCUGGUUAUCCACUCGAUCCCCAUCUCUCUGCGUUUCUCCCUCCCAUUCCAUCCAUUUGUCAGUCGCCUGCUUCGCCCGUCUCUGCAGCAUGUCGCUGAAAGUCCAGACCAGUAAUGUGACCAACAAGACAGAUCCAAAGUCCAUCAACUCCAGGGUGUUUAUUGGCAACCUGAACACAGCGGUGGUGAAGAAGUCGGACGUGGAGAGCAUCUUCUCCAAGUAUGGCCGGGUGCUGGGCUGCUCUGUGCACAAGGGCUACGCUUUCGUCCAGUACGCCAGUGAAAGGCACGCAAGGGGGGCCGUAAUCGGGGAGAACGGCAGGGUGCUGGCCGGACAGACGCUGGAUCUUAACAUGGCAGGAGAACCGAGGCCAAACAGACCCAAAGGCCUGAAGCGAUCAGCAGCUUCUCUCUACAGUGGCUAUGAGUUUGACUAUGAUUACUACAGAGAAGACUUCUAUGACAGGUUGUUUGAGUACCGUGGCAGGGUGUCUCCAGUCCCUCGGGUGGUGCCCGUCAAACGCCCUAGGGUGGCGGUGCCCCUGGUACGACGGGUCAAAUCUCUGCCAGUCAAAUUGCUGGCACGUAACGCCUCUGUCCUCCCCACCAGCAACGGCAACAAACAGAGAUCAGUGAAAGGUACAGAGCUUCAGGCGAUCAAGUCAGAGUUGACUCAGAUCAAAGCCAACAUCGAAGCUUUGCUGGGCAGACUGGAACAGAUCACAGAAGACACACACAUCACCGCCACAGAGCUGAGGAAGGCAGAGCAGUGUAAGAGCGAGGAGGCGUGGCAGGAAGGGGAGGAGUCGAGCUCAGAGCUGGAGGACGAGGAGGAGCACAGACAGAACAGCGAAGCUGAAGAGGAGGAGGAGGAGGAGGAGGAAGACGAGGAAGAGGAGGAGCGAGAUCACACGCAGGAUGGCACCCACAACCAUAUGCCGGAGAACAGUCGCCUAUCAUCAGAGAUGGACUCCAUUCACCCUUGAGAGGUAGUGCGGACUGUGGAGGAAGAGACAGACAGACAGACAGACAGAGAGGGGGAGACAGAGAGAGCGCCAUGGACAGACAGAGAACUGGAUAACAGCACAGGAAGGCCAUCAAACAGCAGGGAGCCAGACACAGACACACUCACACACACACAACAGUUAAAACACACAGCAGAGAGACAAACUUGACACUUUGUCAGAGCCACAGGAAGAUACUAAAACAGCAGGGUACUGCCAGAACACACCAUAAACUGAUGAGUUACACACAGUAACACACACACACACAGAAGAAAAAACACACAGCGAUGGAGACAGACUCGAUGCUGCGUCAGAGCCACAGGGAGAUAGUAAAACAGCAGGCUGCUGUCAGAACGCAUCUUAAACCGACGGGUUUUCUACACACACACACACACACACACACACACACACACACACACAGAAGAGCUCUGCAGUUGACAGCAGCCAUGUUUGGGAAAGAUGGAGCUCAUCAGAUCAUCAUCUGCUGCUUCACAGGACUUUAAACAAUACAACUGAAUGGGGCGACAUACUGAGGCAGAGCUGGUUGUUGAUUGUUGACCUUGUUAGUGCAAAUUAUUUUGAAAUUAAAAUAACAAUCAAAUCCCAAAAGAAAAGUGGCAAUGCACUGUAGGGCUGAGUUCAUGAUACAAAUGUUUAAUGGGAAAUCUUUUAGUUUUUUGUUACAUAAUUUCCAAGAAAUCCCUUGGAAAUAACUAAUUUGUUCAACUGAUACACUUCCAGUUAAUUCAUUAUAUAAUAGCACAACCAGGGUGUCUAUUAGUCGACACACAGCAGCUCAGAUGAACGUGCAAAAAUGUAAAUGUAAUUCAAUACACUGUUUAUGGAGAGUUUCCACAAAUGAAUAAAUAUUUAUUUGGGUUUAAAUUCAGCUGCUCUUUUAAAGAAAAUUCCCUUUUCAGUAAGAUUGUGAAAAUUUGCUAAAGGCCUUAAAAACACCAGUUAUUAAUAUUUUUACCUCCACACAUUUGUCUCUCUGGCUCCAACUCCUAUGAAAUGUGAACACAUACACCAAGAAAUGAAAAGGAGGGAUAUAUAUAUUCCACUGUUAUGCACUACCUUCUGAAAAAUUCUUGAAGUGUAAGUCCCAAACUUUAGUGAGCACAUUUUAUUCAUUUGUAAGUACAAUCUACCACCACAGAACUAUUUCACUUAAAGUUAAUACAUCUGUUGAAUUAUUGCCCAGCUCUAAUGAAGGGUAUUAAACUACAGAUAACUGUAACUUAUCCAAACAAACAGUCUUUCAAUGGAAAUAAUAAUAAAAAUCCCAUUGUUCACAUGAUGUAUACUAGUUAUUAAUAACAGAUACAAGGGACUGUUCAUUCGUUAUCAAGUAAUGAUCACAUGUUUAAGCUGGAAUGUGACGCUAUCACUUCAUAAUCUUUGUCAACCGUGGGCUCAGCACCCUAUAUUUUAAAAGGAGGGGUCACAUUGGAUUUUUACAAUGUUAAUUUGGUGUGAGAAACUAUUAUUAUAAGUUUGGGAAUUCAACAUGGAGUCAGGGGUUAGAAAAAUAGAAAAAAUUAAAUAUAAACAAGUUUUAUUACUUAUUACAAACACAUGUUCACAUGUUUAUUAUCAUAAAGUUAUAUUAUCAGAGUGGUUUGUUUCUUCACAUGCAUACUUAUGUGUUUGAGUUUAUAGUGAGUUAUGAACAAAUAACACAUGGGGUUUUAUUACACAUGAAUAUACCUGACAUUAAAAGGAUCCAAAUCGACAAUAAAAAAAGAUCAAACUUGGAAUUAUGAGGCUUUUAUACAAAUAUAACAAUAACCCAAAUAUAUUACAUGGUGACUUCACCAUGCUGAGCCCCAUACAGUGGUCUGAAAAAUAUGUCUUUGUUAAGAGUAAGAAUCAAUUGCGGCCAAAGGAACCUCACAAAAAGCCGAUGUCUGAUGUUUUUCUUAUUAUUUCAAAAGCUGUUGUUUGAAUUGUUACUCUUAUAGACAUAUAUAGAAAGGUUGUGAAAUGAAAUUUGCUCACUACCAGAAACCAUUACUCCACACUGGCUACAGUCAUAUGCACAGUAAAGACUGAGGUUUUGCAUCGUUAAAUCCAUUAACUACAAACCGCUAUUCAAUACAAUUUCUGUCAUUGCAGGCAGCCACUAGUUUCAGUCUAUUUCAGUGGCUUUGAGUAAUAAAUCAUAGUAUAUAGAGGUUUUUGGUUUUAUGUCAAAGUUGCAUUAUGGUUGAGCGUCACUGUUCACCUGGCAGACCCACUGUCAAUGUAAGCUCCACUCACUACCUUUUUUUCAGCGCUUUCUUGAUGAAUAUUGUAAAAUGUGGUUCAUGAUCUGGAAGAAUCUAGUACAGACAUUAACGUUGUGUGACUUUCAAACUCUCCUUCUUGGCAAAUUGAAAUGCUGAUUACAGUGAUGACUGUUUGUAUCAUGAAAAUGUGAAUUUGGCCUUUUUUGUGUUUAAUAAAGUUGCUGUUUAGCACCUAUGGCCCCCAAACGGUCCGUAAAAAUAUGAUUUCAACCCAGAAGUAGUUCUACGUAACAUUAAAUAUUCGUAACUAAAUGUGAAAUAAUCCAAGUUAAAGUCUAGAAAAAGAACACUGUCAGGUUUUUAUUAUGAGUUAAACACUGAAAAGCUUCUGUUUCUGCAGCUUCAUGAGGACUGUGUGGGUAUGAUCAGAUGUGAUUGAUAGUGGCCUGCAAACCUACGCAAACAAUCCAACAACCAUCAUAGUAUUGCUAAAUCCUGAUUGGUGCACAGAAAUGUGUGAUAUCAUCUUUAUGUUCACCCACCUCAAACCAGUGAGAGCAGCAACGUUAAAACGGAAAAUACAGAAAAACUCUGUGAAAUAACAAAAACCCUGUUCAGGUUGGAGCCCGUUACUAACAGCAGCUGAUUAACAAAACGGGUUUUCAAGUUGAGUCAGAUACAUGACUUCAUGCAUUAGGUGAAAUUAAAGUAUGAUAAAAGCAUAUUAAGGAAUAUUGGUAAGUCCUCAGUAUGUUGCCACUGUGUUGUCAUUUCAAAAAAGGUCAAAACAGAAGAACAGAUGGAAGCUUUGCUACUGUUGAUAAUCUGAAUGUGUCCCUGAAAAGACCCCCCCCCUCUCUCUCUCCCUUCUGAACUUAACUUCCUCUUUUCUGUCAUGACUUUCUUUCUCCACUUUAUCCUUCCAUUUUUUACCUGUCAGCAUCCCUUUCUGACACCUUUUCUUUUUUCUUAACAUCUGCUCAUUAGUUUUUACUUUACUUCCUGUUCCUUUUCAUCUCUCUCUUCCUUCUCUUCUUUCUCUCCAUUUCUUUCAUAUUCAUUCAUCCACAUUUCCCUUUCCCAGCUACCAUUUAUUUUAUUGUCUCUUUCCUCCCUUUCUUUUCUCUGCUGUCUUCCUUUCUUUUAUUUCCUUGUCUUUUCUUGUUUUUCCUCUUCCCUCUCGCCUCCUGUUAAAGAUGAAAGGAAAGAAGUGUCUUCUGUUGACAAAUGUUCUUGCUAAAUCAAACAGACAAGAAAGCUAACAUACCAAUUUCCUAAAUAAGAGAAUUCCUAAAAAUCUAAAUUGUCAGUUUUCCUGAUUUGGGAGUAAAAAUUAAUUACAACCCAAAAUUGGAUCUGAUUAUAUAAUCUGUGGUACUCGCCCACUGCUUUGUCCUUAGUUCAGUUUCAGAUUGACCCGCCGGUUAGUUUGUUUAUGGUGUUAUGAAGUUCACCAUUACAUAGGCUAUACUGUACAUUGUACAUCCUUGUAUAUACUUGUUAUAAUCCCAUGAAUAAUCAGCCAUUACUGCAGGUUCAUGAGUUUAUGUGAAGGUGAGCUACAUCCCGCAGUAAAAAAUGGAAAACUAUGGUGUGUUCAGUAGAUCAACCAAGAUAUGGCAGAUGAUUAGAUUUGGUUCACAAUGUUUAUCUCUGACUUUUUCCCUCCCAAAUAAGGAGCUCAGGUAGUGGAAUAACCAAUCUGAACUCUUGUUUACCUUCAGAGGAAAAUGUAUGCUUUCUGUCUCUCUUCUUCUUCUCUUCCUCCAAUCCUCCUGUUUCUCCCUUUUCUCCCCCUUUUCCCUGUUUUUCCCCCUCUCGUUCCAGUCAGAUUUCUACAUGCUGAUGUUAAAUAGUCUUUGCUGUUAUUUUUAAUGACUUGUGCGUACUGUGCGAUGAAGGUGAUGAUGCUGACUCCUCUGUCUGCACUGAGAGGGUGCCAGAGGCCUUUACAACACAUGUAAAUAAUCCAAAUAAAAGGUUGGAACUUG
Messenger RNA from Dicentrarchus labrax (European seabass), 5732 nucleotides. It is a transcript of the gene raly, whose product is annotated as RALY heterogeneous nuclear ribonucleoprotein. The record is from RefSeq and is a predicted model, not a curated record. Gene Ontology annotation, molecular function: RNA binding. The transcript has 10 exons. The coding region runs from base 596 to 1492 and encodes 298 amino acids. Gene Ontology annotation, cellular component: nucleus. Lineage: Eukaryota; Metazoa; Chordata; Actinopteri; Moronidae.